AUGGCUUCUUCAGAAGACCACACUCAUGGUGAUGCUAACAUUCCGAAACCUCCUCCUCUUCCUCGUAUAACCUACAGGCGUUUUCAAGCUUCCAGCACGAAUCCUUCGAGCUCAUCACGCCUUGUGCCCAAAGAAACAGUAGAAACUUGGGAGAGGCUUUUCAAAGAAGGAAUUGGAGCAGAUGCAUUCAUUGUAACCGAUAACUAUAAUCAUUUUCCAGCUCAUUCAUGUGUCCUGGCUGCAGCCUCACCAGUAAUCGCUACACUUCUGGAUCAGUCGAGGGGUAAAAAUGGAAAACCAUAUCUCAAAAUCUCUGGAGUGCCUUGUGAUGUAGUCUACACGUUCAUUCGGUUUCUGUACUCGUCCUGCUACGAGGAGGAAGAGAUGAAGAAGUUUGUGCUCCAGCUAUUGGUUCUGUCACACUGCUACUCUGUCCCAUCUCUUAAAAGAGUUUGUGUGGAGGUUCUCGAUCAAGGAUGGAUCAACAAGGAGAAUGUGAUUGACGUGCUCCAGCUGGCACGAGACUGCGACGCUGAAAGAAUUGGCUUUCUAUGUGUUUCAAUGGUUAUCAAAGACUUCAAGUCUAUAUCUUCAACAGAGGGAUGGAAAGUGAUGAGCCACACUAAUGGUCGUCUCGAACAAGAGCUUAUUGAAAUCGCCGUAGAAGCAGAACUUCAGAAAGAUGAAAGAAUGAAAAAGCUCGAGGAGAGGAAAGUGUAUCUGGAACUCUAUGAAGCCAUGGAAGCUCUUGUCCACAUAUACAGAGAAGGCUGUGGCACAAUUGGACCUCGUGAUAAAGCCCUUAAAGGAAGCCGAGUCGUCUGUAAGUACCCGGCGUGUAAAGUACUUGAAGCUGCAUUUAGACAUUUCUUGGGGUGCACGUCUAGGGCUUUGUGUCUUCAGUGCAAGCGGAUGGGACAGCUUCUGCAGCUUCACUCUUGUAUCUGUGAUGAUGAUCAUGACUAUGAUUCGGAUUCUUGCAAUGUCCCUCUCUGCCGGAAUUUCAAGGAGAAAAUGAAGAGGCUUAGCGAGAAAGAAGAAUCUAUGUGGAGAUUGCUUGCGGAAAACGUUAUAAAAGCGAGGAACAGUAGUAGGUUAUUCUCUUCACGUCGUUCUGGCUUCAUAAGCAUUGACUGUGGGAUUCCAAGUGGAUCAUCGUACACAGACGACACAACGGGCAUAAACUACGUCUCAGAUUCAUCUUUCGUCGAAACCGGAGUCUCCAAAUCGAUCUCUUUCGAAGCUCCAAGACAACUUCAGAACCUGAGGAGCUUUCCGGAAGGUUCGAGGAAUUGCUACACUCUGAUUCCAAAACAGGGGAAAGGCAAGAAGUACCUCAUAAGAACCAGUUUCCUGUACGGUAACUACGACGGAGAAAGCGGUUCGGUUUUUGAUCUGUUCCUUGGAGGAAAUAUCUGGGACACUGUGUCUUUAAACAAUACACCCGUCCCUGUGACCAAAGAAGUCGUUUACUUUAGCCAAUCUGAGAAUAUAUUUGUCUGUUUGGGUAACAAAGGCAAAGGAACUCCAUUUAUCUCGACUAUAGAGCUUCGAUUUCUCGGGAACGACAAUACAACAUACGAAUCUCCAAAUGGUGCACUGUUCUUCUCCAGACGCUGGGACUUUGGCUCUUUCAUGGAGUCACCCGUCAGAUAUAAUGACGAUGUAUAUGACCGAAUCUGGAUUCCUCGCAAUUUCGGCAGCGAUUAUAGAGAGAUCAAUACAUCACUCCCAGUGAUCUCAGGUAAUGAUGGCUACAGCCUUCCUAGUUUGGUUAUGAGCACAGCACUGACUCCCACAAACACAGCAAAACCAAUCACCAUGAUCUUGGAUAACAGUGAUCCAAAAGUCAGAUACUUUGCUUACAUGCAUUUCGCUGAGGUCGAAGAUCUCAGUCUCAAACCAAACCAGACCAGAGAGUUCGAGAUCCGCAUCAACGGAGUGAGAAUUGCUGACGUCAGUCCCAAGUAUCUUCAAACAGAGACAGUUUUCCUGAAGCCUGAGAGCCAAACAGAUAUUAGGUUUACGCUCGAGAGAACCCCCAAGUCUACACUUCCGCCAAUCGUUAAUGCUCUGGAGAUAUACAUCGGCAAUAGUUUCUCGCAGUCUUUCACUAGCAAAGAGGACGAUGACGCGGCUACGAGUAUAAAGGCGAGUUAUAAAGUGAAGAAAAACUGGCAAGGAGAUCCUUGUUUGCCUAGUGUCUACAUUUGGGAGGGCCUUGACUGUAGUUAUGAUAGUCUUACUCCUCCCAGAAUCACAUCACUGAACUUAACAUCUAGCGGAUUAACGGGUCGCAUAUCUCCAUCCUUCUCUAACCUCACAAUGAUUCAAGAGCUAGACUUAUCAAACAAUGGCUUAACCGGAGACAUUCCAGAGUUUCUGUCAAGACUGAAGUUCUUGAGGGUUUUAAACCUAGAGAAAAACAAGCUUACAGGUUCGGUUCCAUCCGAGUUGUUAGAAAGGUCAAAAAGCGGAUCGCUAUCCUUCAGGUUCGGAGAUAAUCAGGGACUCUGUACAGAGAUUGCUUGCGUAAAAAGUAACAAGAAAACACUUGUGACCGCGAUUGGCGCAUCAUGUGCAGCCUUGUUCAUUCUCCUGUUACUGUCUGGUGUAUUUUGGAUGAUCAAUAAACGAAAGAAAAAGUCCGGUAUAUAUCCAUCUUUUUUUAACUUAUCUAUCUUGUCUAUCACGGUACUAAUUGUCAAAAACUUCCCAUGCAAAGUAAACUCUGCGGUGGAAAAAGAUGCAGACAACGGGAUCAGACACAGUCCGGCGGAGAAAAAAUUAUUGUUUACCUUUGCAGACGUUGUAAAGAUGACAAAUAAUUUCGGUCGUGUCCUCGGUAAAGGAGGUUUUGGAACAGUCUACCAUGGCUACUACAACAACCUUCAAGUCGCUGUUAAACUUUUAUCAGAAACAUCAGCUCAAGGUAUCAAAGAGUUUCGCUCAGAGGUCGAAGUUCUUGGAAGGGUUCAUCAUGUAAACCUCACUGCGCUGAUCGGUUAUUUCCAUAAUGCUGAAAAAAUGGGAUUGGUCUAUGAGUUCAUGGCUAAUGGAAACAUGGCGGAUCAUCUCGCGGGAAAAUAUGACCAUACAUUGAGCUGGACACAAAGACUUCAGAUUGCACUUGAUGCAGCACAAGGGCUUGAGUAUCUUCACUGUGGAUGUAAACCUGCGAUAGUUCACAGAGAUGUGAAGACUUCUAACAUAUUGUUAAACGAUAGAAACAGAGCAAAGCUUGCAGAUUUCGGACUUUCCCGGAGUUUUCAAACAGAUUCUCGUUCUAACGUUUCCACUCUAGUAGCUGGAACUCCUGGAUAUCUCGAUCCACUAUGCUUCAAGACGAAUGGGUUAAACCAUAAGAGUGACAUAUACAGCUUUGGGGUUGUGCUAUUGGAGAUGAUUACGGGGAAAAAUGCGAUCGAUGAGUCACAAACGGAGCGUGUUCACGUGAGUGAUUGGGUGGUCUCGAUCUUGAAGUCUACGAAUGAUGUGAGUAAUGUUGUAGAUUCAAAGUUGGCGAAAGACUUUGAUCCAAACUCUGUCUGGAAAAUUGUGGAGCUUGCUUUGGCCUCUGUUUCGCUUAACGUCUCUGAGAGGCCUGACAUGAAACAGAUUGUUGUAGGAUUGAAGGAGUGCCUUGCAAGAGAAGAGAGUUGCAAGAAUUAUUGA
Messenger RNA from Microthlaspi erraticum, 3675 nucleotides. NCBI's taxonomy places the organism in Eukaryota, Viridiplantae, Streptophyta, Magnoliopsida, Brassicales, Brassicaceae. The record is from the annotation of a GenBank genome assembly.